This is a messenger RNA of Galendromus occidentalis (western predatory mite), 1752 nucleotides long. RefSeq lists its product as uncharacterized. The transcript is spliced from 5 exons. NCBI's taxonomy places the organism in Eukaryota, Metazoa, Arthropoda, Arachnida, Mesostigmata, Phytoseiidae. The record is from RefSeq and is a predicted model, not a curated record. Bases 1 to 1725 code for a protein of 574 amino acids.
AUGGCCACCGACGAGUCGCAGUCUCCUGAAGCGACAUGCAGCGAAGCCGAAGCUACGCCGUCGCCUGCGACUCCCGUCGCCAACGGAACCAGCCACCCCAACGGGAACAGCAACAGCAGCAGCAGUAGUAGUAAUAACAAUAGUAACAACAGCAGCAAAAAAGAGAAACCGGCAACUAAAGCAACCGCCGCGAAUGGAGCUGCGGCAGGAACGAGUCCAGUUUAUCACACUCCCGGCUCUAAUAUGAAACUCAUCAAACUCGUUCGGAAGGAACCGUGCCUUUGGGAUCCUCGUCACUUACAGUACAGGGAUUCAGCUAGGAAAGAUAAAUGUUGGGAAGAGAUAGCCCGUCAAGUCGCCAUGGAAAUCGGACAUGCGAGGCAACGCUGGAAGAGUCUGAGGGACACAUUUACCAAGAAAGUUCGCAAGAUUGCCAUAAUUGAAGCUGCUGGAGGAUACACCGGGAGCGGGGAGGACCCAUGCCAGUGGAAGUAUUUUCAGCAGCUGAAGUUUCUUGAAAAUGUCAUCCAUACUCAGAGGCCGCGCCUACAGCCCGCAAAUGGCAGCGGACAAACCCAGCCUGUGAAAAACGCCCUGGCUCUCUCGAACCUCACCGUUUCCAUCAAUCCCCUCGACUGCGACGAAGACGACGAAGAAGACCUCGGGCCGCAGCGAUCGUGGCCACUCAACGACGAACGAGAGCUCAUCCACUACAUGAGAGACUACCCUCUGUUGUGGAACCGCAAAGACCCCAGCUUCAAAAACGACGCGUCGAGAGACAUGGCAAUCAUCCAGAUACACACGAACUUCCAAGAGCGAUAUACCUGGUCUGAGAUCCAGAACAAGAUCAACGUACUAGUCAAGAAAUAUCACGAAGGAGACAACUCCUGGAUGCACCAAGAAGCCCUCUCCUAUAUCACCAACUGCAGCAACGGCGUCAAAUCUGAACCUAUAGACAGUGAUGAGUGUUCGGCGGACUGCAACUCUUUGAUGCCGCAAAUCGAGAUGGAAGAAGGUGAGGAGGUGAAAUCGGUAACCGUCUCGACAACGACCAACGCGGACGGCUGUCCCACGGUCAAAGUGAUAUCCACGUCAGUGGCACCGGCAGUGUCGCCACUGCCCCAAAAAGCGGCACAUCCGACGCAGGCAACGGCGUUCACCAUUCAAGGUCUACAGAGUUCACUUCAGAACGGCCAGACGGAUGCUUCAGGGAACCAAUCAGCGCCGAUAAAAAUCAUCACAGUUGCGCCGAACAGCGCACAAAAUUUCGCUUUGGGUGGAGCCGCGUCGAACGGAGGCACCAUCCUCAUUCCUUCCGGCGGCCAGGGCAUCUUGCAAAUGCUCCAGGCAUCGAAAUCCUCGGCGCAAUGCUUACAAGACAGCAUGGCAUCGACGACCGAGCGGCGGAUCGAGUCGUUCACAUCUUGGAUCAAGGCCUACCUCGGCACAGUAGAGACGGACGACCUAGACAAGAUCGAGCUUGAAAUUCACGAGUUGAUGGUGAGACACACGAAGCGAAGUAAAGACAGAAAAUCGAAGAGCAGAACGCCUCGGCAGCCCAGUAAAAAGCCGCAUCUUGAAAAUGGACUCACACAAGAGGCCCAUCUCGAAAAUGGGGUCGCAACCCAAGAGCCGCGUGGUGUAUCGGUUCUGGAUAAGCAAAGUGUCUUGGUUAGCAAAGUAGCCGUCGACGGAAUUUCAUCCGAAACACCGAUCGAAUCGUGAAAGAGUCCGCCCCUCGACCCGACCGCU